Molecule: messenger RNA, 330 nt
Organism: Gilbertella persicaria
Lineage: Eukaryota; Fungi; Mucoromycota; Mucoromycetes; Mucorales; Choanephoraceae
Exons: 2
Coding region: 1-330 (109 amino acids)
Source: RefSeq, a predicted model, not a curated record
AUGGACAGCAAGCGAAAAACUCCAACAAUCAGGUCAAGUAAUAAGCGUCCGCGCGUGUUGGCAGUGGAUACUUCUUGGUGCUUGAGAAACAAGGAGAGCCUGGAUGUCAUGUCUUUUGCAAAAGAAUUCGGCUAUACUGAUCAAGCUAAAUGCCAUGCCCGUUAUAAGGCCAUCAUUGAUAAUCAUAUUCCAUCAAAUGACAAGCUUCCUUUUGGCAAGUACUACAUUAGCAUCAGAAUGACCAACGCCUCCAACAUCGGAACCAGCUAUAUCAACACCAUCAGAAAUACCAACACCAACAUUAUCAGAACCAACUUCAGUUAUCAAUAA